UGUUCAUCUUAACACAAACUUCAAAAACAGUAAACUAAACAAUUCUGCACGUCUACCCGUAAUGGUUUUGAAAUUUUGUUCUACUUUUUAAGACAAAAUUUCUUAUUAUUAGAGAAUUAGCCUAAAAUGUUGAAAAUGACAACUCCUUCGGUAAUUAAAACCGAACCGGGAGUUGCACAGAGUGUCCACCAAAUGUGUCGACUUUGCUUGAGUGAAGAGUGCCUUGACGAUAUCUUUAAGGAAGAGGGCCUUCAACGAUGGAUAGUCGAAUUUCUCUCAAUAAAAGUAUCAUCUUUGGAUCAUAUGAGCCGAAACAUCUGCACUAUUUGUCGAAUACGGUUGAUCGAAUUCCAUCAAUUCAAAAUACGAUGCCAAGAAGUCCAGACUUUGCUACAAACCAUGAACCAGAAUGAUCAUAAUGGGGAUGAGAUUAUGCCAAGAUUUUUAUCAACUAGGGAACCACCUAAAGAGCAUGGAUGUAAGGAUUGUGGAAAAUCAUAUGCAGUGCGUCAACAUUUGGACAAUCACAUGAAGAUCCACGCAAAAUUAAACCACGAGAAUGAAAAAACUACAAAGUUAGACGAAAAUAAUUUGGACUUGUUGGUUAAACUGAGGGAAGUGAAAACUGAAACAUCCGACGAUGUCGAACUAUCGAACGAAUCGCAGGAACAAAUGAAUAAAUUAAAUUCAGAAGCCAUUCUCCAACAUCCACACGAACUAAGAGAAACUCGAUCCAAUACAGAGUUGAUCUCGGUUGUUUUACCGCGGAUCACACAAGAUGAAACAGGCAAAGAUCAAUCCGUUGGAAUAGAGGAUAUGAUUGACAUAGACGAAGUUAAAAUUGAAGUUCGCACAGAUAAUGAUGCAGAAUUCAAAUUAUUAGACAUACCGACACAAAGUUUGGUCCAGAACCAGUUUAUCAGUGGAAUCACGUCACUCUCAAUGCAGUGCAAAACAUGCCUAAAAUUUUUCAGGACCAAAGAGCAGCACAACAAUACACAUGAACCAAAUUCUCCAGAGUGUCACAUGUGUAAAGUCGCAUUUACUAAUCCAAAAGUCUUAAACCGUCAAGAGAUCAUCACGAAAAGAUACAAAUUGCAACAGGAUCCACUUACUAAAAACAUAUCCACUAAAGAAAAAUAUGGAAACCUAGAAAAUCACAAAGAGCAUUCCACAAAUGAUAUUGUUGAGUACUCUUGUUCAGAGUGCAAUGAAAUUUUCAAUCGGCAUAGUUCGUUGUUGAAUCAUAUGAAAACUCAUAAAUCAAAACUUUCGGAAGAGGAAGCAAUUGAUUUGGAGGAUGAAGAAGACUCGAAUGAUAUAGAUUUUAACGCGAGUACUACCACUAGCGAUCAGUCAUCUAAAGAGAAAGCGAAAACUGGUGGCGAUGAGCAAUGGAAGUGUGCUGUAUGUGCUAAAAUAUUUGAAAACAAAAAGAACUUAAAUCACCACCAGCGAUACCAUGCCUCGAAGAAACAUCUCUGCUCUAUAUGUGAGAAACCGUUCAUAAACAGGUUCAUCAUGAAACGGCACGAGCAAACGCAUGAUGCUAUGCGUUUGCGCAAACCAGCGAAACCCACGCAGAGGGGAGAAGACGUUGAACGACCAUUCAAAUGCGAUGUAUGCAACAAGGGGUUCAAACAAAAAGACACAAUAUACGGGCACAAACAGAAAGUGCACGGACCCAAAAUCCAUGAUUGCCAUAUUUGCGAUACCAAGUUUAGCACGCGUGAACAUUUAUUAAGGCAUAUACGAAGACAUUAUCGUGGCGAUGCGGAGGAUUUUCAAUUAACAGGAAGUGGAUUGAACAAUGGUACAGACGAGGCGAACACGAGCAAUAAACCGGAAUCAGCCGAAACUUCUUCACAAACGGAACCAAAAUCAUUUAAAUGUAUGAAAUGUGAUAAAGUUUUCCAUAGCCAGAAUCGCCUAUGGGUCCAUUACAAACGUGGACAUCGGAAGAGGUAUACUUGUUCGUCGUGUGACGUAGUUCUGGAAACUAAAAAGCAAUUGACCGCGCAUAUGGCAACGGAACACAGACCAGAAAACAAUAGUAAUCCUUCGUCGGAGUCAUUCAGUUGCACGCUGUGCAGCAAAUGGUAUCCAACUAAAAAACAACAAGUUCUCCACAUGAAGGCACACGCAACGCAGAGAUACAAUUGUAAAGUCUGCGGCAAAAUAUAUUCAGUGCGAGCCUGUCUUUCGAACCAUAUGAAAACUCACGGCGAGAAUCUCAAAUCGAACAAACGAAAGCGAUCACCCCAAGCAUCGGACUUCAAUUCAGAUGAGGAGUCCGAAGAUACCAGCACGGAGGACACCAGUGAAGAUGAACAAAGUGACAAAUCUACCGAACAAGUUACACCAAGUAGGAAACAACCUCGACGAGACACUCAUGAUCAAACAAGGAGUAAAAUACGGGCAGUUUAUGAAAACCAACGCGCGAUCGAUUAACAUCAGUUAGAUAUGGAGUUGCGCUUCGAGGAAGAGACAUGUCAACUUUUCUGCCGGUACUUUCAUAUCGGGCCCAUAUUGGUUUUUGUAUAUGUACUGAGAUAAUUUUCCAUAGAAAACUUGAAAAAUCUAAUAAAUUCAAAUAUUUUGCGAUCUAUA
Messenger RNA from Armigeres subalbatus, 2610 nucleotides. RefSeq names its product zinc finger protein 585B-like. Lineage: Eukaryota; Metazoa; Arthropoda; Insecta; Diptera; Culicidae. The transcript is spliced from 9 exons. The coding region runs from base 127 to 2451 and encodes 774 amino acids. Gene Ontology annotation, molecular function: zinc ion binding; DNA-binding transcription factor activity; RNA polymerase II cis-regulatory region sequence-specific DNA binding. Gene Ontology annotation, cellular component: nucleus. Gene Ontology annotation, biological process: regulation of transcription by RNA polymerase II. The record is from RefSeq and is a predicted model, not a curated record.